This is a messenger RNA of Miscanthus lutarioriparius, 867 nucleotides long. The record is from the annotation of a GenBank genome assembly. NCBI's taxonomy places the organism in Eukaryota, Viridiplantae, Streptophyta, Magnoliopsida, Poales, Poaceae.
AUGUCCGGGCGCGAGGUCCGCGAGUACACCAAUCUCAGCGACCCCAAAGACAGGAAGUUUGGGAAAGGGAAGGACAAGAUCGACGAUGAGGACAUCACCUUCCAGCGCAUGGUUGCAAAGAUGCAAGAGGUUGCUGGUGAGAGGGGAGGCUACCUUCAUGGGCGGGGAGCAAUUUUAGCUGAUUCUACACCUGCUGUCCCUGUGGCUCUUCGUGUUGAACCUAAACCUAAAAGUGAUAUAAGGCAACAAGAUCUUUUGAAGAACAUUGUUGGGAUCAAACCAAAGCGACCGAAAGUUAGCAGCCCUUCACAGCCAACAGAUAGCAAUAAGCCUAAGCAUGGGGAAGAGGAUUCUAUCAGCGAGUUGUCUUCAUCGCAGAAUCAGUCGGGACUACUUGUGGGCAAGAAGGGAUCAUCUCAUGGGACUGUGAAUCCUGACUACACAGCGCCAAGGCUUGAAAAAACAAGAGAGGAGCAACAGAACACAGCUGGAAGUUUGCUUGCAAUUUUAGCUGAUUCUACACCUGCUGUCCCUGUGGCUCUUCGUGUUGAACCUAAACCUAAAAGUGAUAUAAGGCAACAAGAUCUUUUGAAGAACAUUGUUGGGAUCAAACCAAAGCGACCGAAAGUCAGCAGCCCUUCACAGCCAACAGAUAGCAAUAAGCCUAAGCAUGGGGAAGAAGAUUCUAUCAGCGAGUUGUCUUCAUCGCAGAAUCAGUCGGGACUACUUGUGGGCGAGAAGGGAUCAUCUCAUGGGACUGUGAAUCCUGACCACACAGCGCCUAGGCUUGAAAAACCAAGAGAGGAGCAACAGAACACAGCUGGAAGUUUGCUUGGUUUAGCCUAUGAGAUUUCGGACGAAGAAUAG